AUGGGCCAGGUUACAAGUAGAUUUGCUGUGCUGUUUACUAGGCAACCUGCGAAUCUUCGUGCUAAUGAUGAUGAAGAUCCCGAGCAACAACUGACCUUUGCUAAUGCAGCAGGAUCAUAUUUUGGAUCCCAUUUUCUUAUGUGUGGUGGCCGUUUUGAUUUGGCAAAACCGGAAGCCUUCUUAUUUGGUGAAAACAGUGAUCUAGAUUUACUUGGAAGUCGAUCAGUACCGUUUCCUUACGCUUCACCUCUUGGAAGUGAUGAAGUGCAUCCGCUUCAUCUGCUUAUUAAUAUUAGAAAGGAGUCGGUAAAGUUUGUGAGGAUGAAAGGCUGCAAUGGUUCUCAAAGUGACGCAUGUUUUUACCGCUUGGAGUUUAUAUUAGAUGCUGAUUGUUCCUGUUUUGUUCAAAUUCAUUUCAAUGCCAGAGAGCUUUAUCAAGAUGGGGAGAUUCAGUUUGCGUACCGUAACAAGCGAGUCUCUUGUUCGGAUCGUUUUCAUUUCGAUACUGGUUCCGAACAAAUAUUCAACAACUUUACUUUUGACCCAUCAAAAUGGGACUUAGCAGACCUGACCUACUCCGGUGGACUGUAUUUUCCCAUCGUGGUCGUUAUACAAACAGAUGGUAUCGACAGGCCGCAAAUGCAAAGCACGAUGUGCACAGUCGAUGUUGCAAAUGAUAGCAGUCAUGCACUAAUUUUGAAACCGCUACGACAGAAAAUCGCCUGCGAUGGAGUUAUUUACCUUCUCCAGGAAAUGUUCGGUAUAGAAAACAAAGAGUUGACACCCGAUGGAAACUCUGACGAAUGUGGGCUGGAGUGCAUCAUAUGCAUGAGUGAUAUUCGUGACACUGUGAUUUUACCAUGUCGUCACCUCUGUAUAUGUAAUAAUUGUGCAGAUACCUUAAGAUACAAGCUCAAUAAUUGCCCGAUUUGCCGCUCUCCCUUCCGAGCGCUUAUACAACUUCGUGCACGUAGGCAAACGCGUAAUCUUGGGUAUGAAACAGUAACAUUAGUGGAAGGUCUAAAUGGUCCUCUGAACCACCACUCUUAUGCAAGCAUUGAACAAGGAGUAACAAAUGAGUCCGGGGCUUCUAUAGCGAGGAAGAGUCACUCUCGAGAUAGAUCUCGCGCAAGUGACGCCAUUGAUCAGAUUGUUACAAUGGAGAAUGAUGCUCAUAUUGUGGAGACAAGCGAGGGAAUCGAAAUGAAGCGGUACAGAAGCAUCCCUAAGGAUAUUGUGCCGCAAGAAGAAACUCCUGUAUUAUCGAACGCGUCUUCAAGGAGCGCUAGUCCUCAGUGUAAUGUGAGUCCUGAAGAAACUGAAGUUGAGGUCACUGUUGACAGUGCCACGUUUGCUGCAUCAAAACGAGGGCUGCAAAUUGGAAGCAGUAGUUCCUCCAGUGGUCUCCUAGAGGGCACGGGCAGAAGCCUCCUGAAAGAAACACUUGUUGCAGAGGAUUAA
Molecule: messenger RNA, 1461 nt
Organism: Haemonchus placei
Lineage: Eukaryota; Metazoa; Nematoda; Chromadorea; Rhabditida; Trichostrongylidae
Source: the annotation of a GenBank genome assembly